AUGCACAAAACGGGCAGCGUAUCCGAGACGGGGGUCGAUCUCGACCCCCGCGCGCAGGAUGAUCGCGAUAUGCAGCGGCUAGGCAAGACGCAGCAGUUCAAGAGAAAUUUCCGGUUCUAUUCGAUUUUGGGGUUCACCACUACGUUGAUGGCGACGUGGGAGUCGAUCUUACUAACGAGUACAUAUGGAUUGACUGAUGGUGGUCGGGCUGGCAUGCUCUAUGUCUAUCUCGGUUCGUUUGUGGGAUUCUUUGCGUCUGUGGUGUCGAUGGCGGAGAUAGCCUCGAUUGCCCCCACAUCCGGCGGACAAUACCACUGGGUCAGCGAAUUCGCAUCUCCCCGAUGGCAGCGCUUCCUCAGCUAUCUCACUGGUUGGCUCUCGGUCUUGGGAUGGCAGGCUGCCCUAGCCAGUAUCUGCUUCCUCUGCGGCACACUCAUCCAAGGCCUCUUGGUAUUCAACUCCUCGCCAACGGGCUACAUGUAUGAGUCGAAGCCGUGGCAUGGCACCCUGUUCACCAUGGCCAUGGCCGUCCUCUGCACGGUGGUCAACACCUACGGCGCCCGGUUCCUCCCCGCGCUUGAGCAUCUCAUUCUGGCCCUCCACCUGCUUGGAUUCGUCGCUGUCCUUGUUCCUCUGUGGGCGAUGGGUCCUCCGCGUGCCCCCUCAUCCGUCGUCUGGACCGAGUUCACUAAUUCCGGGGGGUGGUCCAACAUAGGGCUUGCCUGUCUCGUUGGCCAAUUGACUCCGAUCUUUUCGUGGGCGGGACCAGACGCCGCUACCCAUAUGUCGGAAGAGAUCCAACACGCAGCCCUCAUCGUCCCCUGGUGCAUGGUCUCCACAGCGCUCGUCAACGGCGCCCUCGGCUUCAUCAUGCUCGUCUCCCUCCUCUACACAAUGGGCCCCAUAACCGCCGUCCUCGACCCGGCAUCAGGCUUCUCCUUCCUCCCCGCCGUCCACCACGCAACAGGCGGAUCCUUCCCAGCCACAAACGCCACCGCAGCAAUCAUCAUCGCCCUCGAAACCUGCAGCGCAAUCAGCAUCCUCGCCACAGCCUCACGCCAAACCUUCGCCUUCGCGCGCGACCACGCCCUCCCACUGAGCGACUUUCUCUCCCGCGUCUCCCGCCGCUCUCACACCCCAAUCCCUAUCCCCGCCAUAUUCCUCUCAACCACUACCACCCUCCUCCUCUCGCUAAUCAACCUCGGCUCCACAGCUGCGUUCAACGCCAUCGCCGGCGUCAUGAUCGCCGCGCUCUUCACUACGUAUAUCGUAUCUAUCGGGGCGUUUAUCCGGGCACGUCUCGUCACCAGCGGCGACCUUCCCCCUGCGCGGUUCUCCCUCGGCCGUUUGGGUCUGCCUGUUAAUGUUUUAGCUGUCGCGUGGCUGUCGUUUGCGAUCGUGUUCUCGUUCUUCCCUACGGCGGAUGACCCCGUUCCGGUUGAUAUGAACUGGUCGGUUGUUGUGCUGGCGGGCGUGUUGUCGUUUGCUAUCGCUGCUUAUUUUGUUCAUGGGAGGGGGGUGUAUCGUGCGCCUGUUACUGUUGUACGGAGGGAUUAA
Aspergillus campestris IBT 28561 is the source of this 1557-nucleotide messenger RNA. RefSeq names its product putative GABA permease. Bases 1 to 1557 code for a protein of 518 amino acids. The record is from RefSeq and is a predicted model, not a curated record. Gene Ontology annotation, molecular function: transmembrane transporter activity. The transcript is spliced from 6 exons. NCBI's taxonomy places the organism in Eukaryota, Fungi, Ascomycota, Eurotiomycetes, Eurotiales, Aspergillaceae. Gene Ontology annotation, cellular component: membrane. Gene Ontology annotation, biological process: transmembrane transport.